Messenger RNA from Morone saxatilis (striped sea-bass), 2255 nucleotides. It is a transcript of the gene ankmy2a, whose product is annotated as ankyrin repeat and MYND domain containing 2a. The coding region runs from base 137 to 1399 and encodes 420 amino acids. Lineage: Eukaryota; Metazoa; Chordata; Actinopteri; Moronidae. The transcript is spliced from 10 exons. Gene Ontology annotation, molecular function: protein binding. The record is from RefSeq and is a predicted model, not a curated record.
GGUACAUCCCACAUGACAGCUCGACCCUUUCACGCUGAGCAGACUGCUGCAAACGUCGAUAAACCUGAUAUUUCAUGCAGAUCCUCGUCGCUAUAUUGCUCCCUUAUAGUCUAAACUCAAACUAUUAACCAGCAACAUGUCUGCACCGAAGAAGGGAGACUUGUCUUCGAGCGAAAAGGAGUUGUUUGAGGUUAUCACGGCAGGAAAUGUCCAAGAGGCCUCAAGGCUGCUGGGCUGCAAGGAUGUUCGAGUCAACUGUUUGGAUGAGUAUGGGAUGACCCCUCUCAUGCACGCGGCUUACAAAGGAAAAGCAGACAUGUGCAAGUUGCUGCUGCAACACGGAGCGGAUGUGAAUUGCAAUGAACACGAGCAUGGAUACACGGCGCUGAUGUUUGCUGGCCUGUCAGGUAAGACUGACAUCACGUGGAUGAUGUUGGACGCGGGGGCGGAAACAGACGUGGUCAACUCUGUCGGAAGGACCGCCGCACAGAUGGCCGCCUUUGUUGGGCAACACGACUGCGUCACCGUGAUCAACAACUUCUUCUCCCGCGCCAGACUGGAUUACUACACCAAGCCCCAGGGUUUGGAGAAGGAACCCAAGCUGCCUCCCAAACUGGCCGGACCCCUCCACAAGAUCAUCAUGAGCACCAACCUGAAUCCCGUCAAGAUGGUGAUGCUGGUGAAGGACAACCCCCUGCUGGCGGAGGCGGAUGCUCUGGAGAAGUGUCGCCGGGUGAUGGAGCUCAUCUGUGAGAAGUGCAUCAAGCAGCAGGACAUGAACGAGGUGCUGGCCAUGAAGAUGCACUACAUCAGCUGCGUGCUGGGGAAGUGUGCCUCCUUCCUCAAGGACCGCGAGGACAAGCUGGAUGGCCUCAUCAAAAGCAUGCUGAAGGGCAGAGACAGCGAUGGCUUCCCUGUGUAUCAAGAGAAGUUUAUCAGAGAGUGCAUCCGCAAGUUUCCUUUCUGUGACGCUACUCUGCUGCAGCAGCUGGUGCGGAGUAUCGCUCCUGUGGAGAUUGGCAACGACCCCACAGCUCUGUCAGUGAUGACUCAGGCCAUCACAGGUCAGGUCGGCUUCAUGGACGCAGAGUUUUGUACCUCCUGUGGAGAGAAGGGAGCCGAGAAGAGAUGCUCCAUCUGUAAAAUGGUGAUCUACUGUGGCCAAGCCUGCCAAAAGAUGCACUGGUUCACUCACAAGAAAGUUUGCAAGAUACUUCAAGAGCAGAGAGAGAAGCAGGAGGCCGAAUCAGCCAAACUGAGGAUGCAGCAGAGCACAGAGGAAGCGUUGCAGGAGACCACAGACUCCAUGCAGGAGCUCUCAGUGGAGACCAGCAGCGAGGUCGUCCCCUCAGACUCAGAAACCUCAGACUCCACUCCCAUCCCAGCUGCUGACAACUGAGGAACGUCUAACAGCCAGCAACCGCCUACUGCAGAAUACAUCCACACACCACAGACAGACCAACAGACAGCAGACCGGCAGUGAGACUGAAAGCCAGACAAGGACUGGUCCAGCCAGAGACAAGAAUCCAUAUUUAUUAUCGAGACUGUCACAAAGGCAGGGAGACACUAAAGCGUACGAGGAAGCUUAGUGCCACAGCAGUCAUCUUUUGUGUCAUUUUUAUAUGUUGAUUUUUUUUUUCAAAUAUUGUCAUAAUGUGAAUGUGAAAAUUACAUAGGCUGAUGUGUUGUGUGGUAGAGGUCACUGGGAGGAAUCGUGGGUAACACGUGAAGAGCUAAAAGGUUCACAUCGAUGAUGGAACGUAAUUCUGCCUUAAGUAACCGUAGCAACCUGUGCAGGAAAGGAAGUGACCGUGUAGCCGAUCAGAGCUGUUUGUGUGUUUGCAAUAUAAUUGAUUUGUUAUUGGGGACGUUUGUUUUGUACCGAGAACCUCACGGCGGAUUGUGAGCGGAGAACACGGCUGCACAAUAUUGACCAAAAAUUUAUAUUUUUAAAUAUAAACAACAUAAACGUGAAUUUAUUUUUAAGCGUAUCAUGAAAGAUGAUGUUAAUGCUCAGGAUUUUCAAGCAUUGUUGUACACAGCACAAUAACAUCACGUCCAUAACCAAAAAAAAUGAAAGUCGUGUGGUUUUUGAUAUUCUUUAAUUUAUUGUGCAGCCUGAACGGACAGAGACGUUGAAGUCAAACGACCGGUCCAACGAGGCUUUAGUUUGUCCUGAACCAUUUCUGAUAUGUCAAACAACUUGAGCUUCAUCACAUUAAAUAAAGACUAACUUCAUCAAAGUGCCCAUUCAU